UGAACCCAAAGUUACUUAUUCAAAUAAGGGGCAUUGAGAGAUAAAAUGUCCAUCGUAAAGUUCUCAUCGUGUGAGGUGAAUUAAUGUCAGCUGCUACCAUUCCUAUGUGCAACUAAAUAAUGUACUCUCCAAUUUUUCUUCUCACACGACUUUUUCAUUUCAAACUUUAUGUUAAGUUGAAAUAAAUGACGAAAUCAUCGACUUACGUUUUAUUUAUUACAUUAUCAUACGUGAACUUAUAAAUUCACCAUCAAGUAGACGUUCUCAGCCAAACAUAUUACUUUUGCGAUUUUAUUGGAUCUAGAGGUUUUAUUUAAGUACAUUGCUGGAUGCCAGAUCUACCUUUUUGUAUAAGUCACUGUUCUGGAUGUCUUAUGUUGACAUGCAACGCGGUUGAAUGCAUUGUCACUGACUGUCCAAAUGGUUGUGGUAUGCGUAUGCAUUCGUGCAAGCUUGAAGAUCACGUGGAUCACAUAUGCCCCAAAACCAUAGUUCCAUGUAUUAACAAAGAAGUUGGUUGUCCACACUUAAUAUGCCGUGAGGACAGGUCAUUUCACUUGCUCAGUUGUCCUGCUAGUGUCGUCAGCUGUAAUGCUCGAUGCCCCUGGCUUUUCAGGCAAACUCAAAAAAAGUCUAUCUCACCUGUAACUAGUACUGUGAAUCCAAUUAUUCAUUAUGCUUCUUGUAAUUCAUAUGUUUACCGACCAAUUGAUUCAUCUGUAUUGGGGUUUAAUUUUGAUCCUAAUCAACGAACUUUUACAAAUCAGACUGAUGAACAUAUAACCAAUGUAUUAAAAUUGAUCAAUGAAGUACAAUUUGAUAAAACAAUAAACAGCGGUUUUGUAGAAUCCCCAUUAUCAUCUUACAUGUGUGAUCAUCCAGGAUAUAUUUGUGGUCGUACAGUUCAACGAACUAAUUAUGGAUCACAUUAUCAAUUGCAUAGUAAUGUACAAGCACAAUUAGAUGGAUGGAUUGAAUUACGUUGUCCAUUAUCAUUUUUAGGUUGUAAAUAUGCUGUUGUUAAUCUUCGACCUAAUAGUGAAUAUAAUCAUUUAUUAUAUAAUCCAACACUUGCUACAUUUACAACACGUUAUGAAUCAGCAACAAUGAAUUCACAUGAUUUAUUUAUUCAUUCAUCAUCAAAAUUACCAACAAACAAUGAAUAUUUUCAUUUAGAUCAAUUACCUGCAGAAUUAUUAAUUUAUUUAUCAUUUUUCUUAGAUGAUAUAUCAUUACUUUGUUUAUCAAAAUUAUCUAACCGAUUAUUUACUAUUUAUAAAACAAUACUAUGUGCAAGAUUAAUUGUUACACCGAAAUGGGAUAAAGUUCAUUAUAGUGCUUCAGAUAUAUUUUCAUGGCGUAUUACUGGAUUUCUAUGGUCAUUUCCACAACGUGCUGAAUCAAUUAAAGAAUGGCGAUGUGCAUAUGGUGUAUCAGCUAGAGCAAAAAUUUCUGCACAUUUAAUGCAUUGUCAUUAUAAUGAUAAAACUAUACGUGUAUUUCCAUUUUGUUAUUUGGAAUAAAUAAUAUAAAUGUAUUCAUAAUAAGGCAUCUAUGUUUGUCUGUCUGUCUGUCUGUAAUUCUCUCUACUUUUUUUUUAUUAUUACCAUUACUUACUUACUUACUUACUUAUGGCUAUUUACCCACUAAUGGAGCAUAGGCCACCGACUAGUAUUUUUCUACAACCAACACUGUCUUGGGCUUCCCUUCCUAGUUCUUUCCAUAAAUAACAGAAUAAACCUUAUUUCUAAUCAUUCUGAUAAAAUAAUUUUAUUGUUUAAAAAAGGUAAACAUCAUCUAUUCGUAUUCAUUUAGGUAAAAUAUGAAUAAAAUAAAACGUUCGCAGUAACAUCUACUUUCCCAUACAUACAUACAUACAUAUAUACCAGCAUACAUAUAGCAUGCCCUAUCAUCAUCAUUUAUAUUGGAGUUUAGUAAACAGUAUAAGAAUUCAUGUUUCCUUGAAAGAAAAAAAAAAUUCUUAUCAAAUGAUUUUCUUUUCUUAUUUUGUACAUCUUUUUAUUUUGAAGUUAUUUUAUGUACAAUUUAAUUAAGUAUAUGUAUACAUUUUUAUACAUAAUAGAUACAUAUAAUGAAUGUAUUUGUAUAUACAUAAAAUAAUAAAAUCUA
Molecule: messenger RNA, 2130 nt
Organism: Schistosoma turkestanicum
Lineage: Eukaryota; Metazoa; Platyhelminthes; Trematoda; Strigeidida; Schistosomatidae
Source: the annotation of a GenBank genome assembly